GCCGGGGCCCCGCUCCGCGCCCCCCGCGCCCCGCACGCCCGUCCCGGCGCAGCCUCGCAGGCGAUGCCAGCGUCUGGCCGGAAGAGGAAGGCCAACUUCUCCAAUGACGAGACCGAGACGCUGGUCUGGAAUGUGGUCCGGCAUUUCAGCGCCCUGUACGGGUCCGAGGCCCUGCGGGCUCACCCCGUGCGGCGGAAGCAGCUCUGGACCCAGAUCCAAAGCCGCGUCAACUUCCUGGGCUACACCGAGCGCUCCAUCGACGACCUCAAGCACAAGUGGCGCGACCUGCGGCUGGACGUCAAGAAGAAAAUCACCUCCAAGAAGCACCUGCCCGUGAACCGCGCCGGGGGGCCGCUGCACAAGCCGCGCCUCACGCCCCUCGAGAAGAUGGUGGCGUCCACCUUCCUGCAGGCCAGCCACGACUCGGAGCCCGAGAUCAUCCUGGACCCAGAUCUGUUCUUCCCCGGCGCCUCCAAGCAGCCCUUCAUGCACCUGCAGCCCGGCGUGAGCCACCCCAGCAUCUACAUCGACACCAACGGGCAGCCCUCGGCCCUGCCCGACGUGGAGGGCUCGGCCGCGCCGCGCCUGCCGGGACAGAGCCCCGACCCCGCCGGCGGCUGCGAGUACCGGGGAGAGGGGCAGGGCGGCCCCGCCGAGUCGGGCCCGGAGCUGCGCACUCCGGAGGCGUCGGCCAUCUCCCCGUCCCUGCGGAACGAGUCCCUGGUCUCCUACGCCUCCAUGUCGGAGGAGGAGGAGCGGGAAGGCCGGGAGGUGGAGAGGGGCCACGGAGGAGCCGCGGGGGCGCAGCCGGGGCCCGAGGCCCCCAUGUCCGCGGAGGAGGACAUGAAGCUGUCCCGCCAGGCCAUGCUGAUCCGCCGGUGCAGCUCGCAGGGCUCCGUCACUUCCCUGCCCGAGGACUCCCUCAACCCCGCGGACGCUCACUCGGACUGGGGGCACGAGGGCGUGUCCGACCUGCCCGCCCUGGGCCGCGGGCUCGACUCGGCGCAUCCCGAGGAGCAGGCGGGCGGCCCGGGCCCGGAGAUGGGCGCCUUGCCCAGGGUACUGAUGGGGCCCACCUGGGAGAAGGCUCCGGCCGAGGAGGAGCCCCCGGCGCGCUCCCCGCUGCACGGCGCCCUGACCGAGGAGUCGCUGCCCUCCUCGGCCUCCCCGCCCGGAGACGGCCCGGCCGCCGCCGGCCCUGCCCGCGGGCUGGGCUGCUCCCGCCUGCGCGAGGACCGCCGCGAGAGCUGGAGGACUAGCAUCCACCACCUGCUCGACCUGGAGGAGCAGUGGGACCAGCUGUACCACCAGGAGCUGGCCAUGUGGCAGGAGGAACGGGCCACCCAGCGCGAGGAGCGGGCCCGCGACCGGGAGCUGCAGUUCCGCCUGCUCGGCGUCCUCACGGACAUCCGCGACGAGCUGCGCUACCUGCGCCAGGAGCGCGCCGCCGCCCGCCAGAGCCCGGCCCCGCCGCCCCCCGAGCCCCGCCGCGACCCCAGCCCGCUCCUCGAGCAGCCCAAAGCCGAGCCCGGCUUCCCCGAGCCGCCGCCGGCCGGGAGCGCCGCCUGGGCGGACACCGCCGUGCCCAGCCGGAGCCCCUUCGGGACGGGCGGGAGCCGCUCCGCCACGGACACCGAGUGCCCGCGGCCGCCCCGGGGGACGGCGUGCGGUGACGCGGGCGGCACCCGGACGGAUCCCCGCGGGAAGGACAGGACGGAUGGACGGACGGAGGGCGCGGGCGGCCGGCGCUGCCCCGGCGGGCUCGGAGCGCUCCGGGCGCGGCCCCGCGGGUCUGAGGCACGGCAGCGCCCCGAGGUGACGCCGCCGUGCCCGCGGGGGACGCGCGUGACAGCGCGGCCUGGCCCGACGGCGCCGCUCCAGUAG
Molecule: messenger RNA, 1884 nt
Organism: Melospiza georgiana
Lineage: Eukaryota; Metazoa; Chordata; Aves; Passeriformes; Passerellidae
Product: protein PRRC2A-like
Exons: 5
Coding region: 64-1884 (606 amino acids)
Cellular component (GO): nucleus
Source: RefSeq, a predicted model, not a curated record